Xiphophorus maculatus (southern platyfish) is the source of this 3385-nucleotide messenger RNA. Its product is annotated as B-cadherin-like. Gene Ontology annotation, cellular component: adherens junction; cytoplasm; plasma membrane. The transcript has 18 exons. Gene Ontology annotation, biological process: adherens junction organization; homophilic cell-cell adhesion; multicellular organism development. Lineage: Eukaryota; Metazoa; Chordata; Actinopteri; Cyprinodontiformes; Poeciliidae. The record is from RefSeq and is a predicted model, not a curated record. Bases 250 to 2916 code for a protein of 888 amino acids. Gene Ontology annotation, molecular function: cadherin binding; calcium ion binding.
CUUGCGGUACCUGCCACUUCAGUUUUGCUCUGUUUCCGUGACCAUACAAAGAAUCCGGAACAAGUUCACCUGUAACAUGAUAAACACUGAAACCACCCACAGCAGCUCAUCCACACUCUGACACCUCUUCAGAAAACAUCCCAGAGAGGCUCUGCAUAUCAAGUUUACAGAUAAGAUCUACACAUUUAUUUUUGUUUUCUUCCUUCCUUUUCUUUGGUGAAGAGUUUUGACAGAAGGUUUUCCACACAAAUGGGAACCAAUUGGCUCAUUAUUUGGAGCGUUGCGAUCACUUUAUUUCAGGCCUCCACAGUCGCGGCUGCAGAGGAGUCAUCAUGUGUGCCUGGGUUUCAGUCCAAGCUGUUGAUAUUGAAUGUGACCCACAAGCACCUGAGACGUGGCACAAUACUGGGCAAAGUUGGCUUCACUGACUGCUCAGACCACACAAGAUCCCUUUUCAGCUCUGAUGACAACCGUUUUCUGGUCCGGACAGAUGGGCUGUUAAUGGUAAAGAGACAGGUCAUUCUUCAUGAGGGGAACCAGCGCUUCUCCGUCCACUCCCUGACUGCACGAGGUCAGAAGCUGACUCUUCCUGUCAUGGUUUUGUACCGACGGAUUCACCACAGGAACAAGGAGCCGCUCGAUCACACUGAAAUGAGUUCCACUAAUGACACAAAGGUUCCCAUUCUGUAUUUCCCAAAAUCUAAUCCAGGACUGAAGAGGAGGAAGAGAGCCUGGUCUAUCCCUCCCAUUGGUUUUCCUGAGAAUUUCAGAGGACCUUAUCCCCAUUCUCUUGCUCAGAUUCGCUCUGAUGAAGAUAAAGUGAAGAAGAUCUAUUACAGAAUCACUGGACCUGGAGCAGAUCAGCCUCCUGUUGGUCUUUUCACCAUGGAUAGAGUCACUGGUCAUCUGUAUGUCACACAGGAACUGGACAGAGAGAAACAGGACAAGUACAUGCUUCAAGCUCUUGCCAAGACAGAGGGUGGUGCAAAUGCAGAGGAGCCUACGGAUAUUAUGAUCAAUGUAAUUGACCAGAAUGACAACAAACCUGUUUUCAAUCAGUCUACCUAUAAGGGAGAAGUUCCAGAGGCUUCAGAAAAAGGUUUUGACGUGAUUCAGGUUGUGGCCACAGAUGCUGAUGAGCCAAAUAAUGACAACUCUGAUAUCAGGUACCGUAUAAAGAGUCAGAAGCCAGAGGAUCCCAGUCCCAACAUGUUUACCAUCAAUCCAACAACUGGAGUCAUCAGAGUCAACGAAGCUGAACUGGACCGAGAGAAAGUCCCAAAGUAUGAACUGGAAGUACAGGCAGCUGACGACAAAGGAGAAGGUUUGACUGGAUUUACCAAAGUGAUUAUCAAAGUUACGGACCGCAACGAUCACGCUCCAGUCUUUACAGAGUCCAGAUAUGAGGCCACAGUUGAAGAGAAUAAAGUAGACGCUCUAGUUGUUAAGAUGUUGGUGAAGGACGGUGAUGAGCCUCAUACCAUGGCCUGGAAUGCAAAGUUCAGCAUCAUUGAUGGAGAUCCAGGAAAUCUGUUUACUGUGGAAACAGGAACAAACAAACAAGAAGGAAUCAUCACUACUGUUAAGGGUCUGGACUUUGAGAAAACCAGUAAGCACACUCUACUGGUCACAGUGGAGAAUGAGGCUCCUUUUGCUGUCCCCUUGGUCACUUCCACUGCUACAGUGGUGGUGACUGUGGAGGAUAUCAAUGAACCUCCCAUCUUUGAACUCAUAGAGAAGCAUGUUUCCAAAAGUGAGGAUCUUGCUGUGAACAGCACUGUGGUGCGAUACACAGCUACUGAUCCAGACGUUGGACGCAAACAGAAAGUCAUGUAUAAGGUGAUCAAGGACCAAGGUGACUGGCUCAAUGUCGACAAGGAAACCGGAAUAAUCACAGUGAAAACCCAAAUGAAUAGAGAAUCUCCACUUGUCACGGAGGAGAAAUACACAGCCCUGAUUGGUGCAUAUGAUGAUGAUCAGAUCCCAGCUACAGGAACCGGUACUUUGAUUAUUAAGCUGGAAGAUGUCAAUGACAACGCUCCCACCAUUGUUGAGCGUGAUUUUGAGAUGUGUAACAAGAAACCAAUUCCUCAUGUGCUGAAUGUGAUGGAUAAAGAUGGAACAGGUUUUACUUUUCCAUACAGUGUCAACCUGCGGCACGAUUCAAAGGCUAAGUGGACCGUUAAGAUGAACGAGAGUGGCACAGGCAUUAUCGUGAGAUUAAAGCCUGAUAUUGAAGAAGGAACCUACAAGGUGGCCUUGAGUGUUUCAGACAACCAAGGUCUGUCACAGGUCAGCACGGUCACAGCUAACGUGUGCGACUGCACUGGAACACCAAUCUGCAAGAAAUCAGAAUCAAGAGCUGCUGGCUCCAGUUCUUGGGUCAUUGCAGGAGUUCUUUUAUUGGUGCUGGUGGGAGCUGUGAUUGCCUUGACUAUGUAUUUAAAGUCGAAAGGAAAAAAUGAAGCUGGAGUGAAAAGAAAUGAAAAAAGUAAAGAUGAUGACAGGGAUGAGCUUAUUAUCUCUAAUGAAGAGGGCGGUGGAGAGAGCAUUCAGCAGAGUUAUAGUGAGAGUGUGCUCCACUUUGCUCUGACCAACAAGCCUGACAUGUCCAGGACCAUCAUGGCUCCUCCACUUGAAAGCGGUCCCCGGUACAGAACUCGGCCCACCAACCCAGAUGAGCUCAGGGAUUUUAUUGACCAUAACCUGAAGGUGGCAGAUAACGACCUCACUGCUCCCCCCUACGACUCCCUGCUGGUGUUUGAUUUGGAAGGAGGCGGUUCUGAAGCAGAAAAACUCUCGUCUCUGUGCUCCUCGAGCGACGGAGACCAGGACUACGAUUCCCUCAGAGAAUUUGGCCCUCGCUUCAAGAAACUGGCCGACAUGUACGGAGGAGGAGAGGAUGACAUGAUGUGAAUGUACCAGUACUGAGAAAAAUGGCUGCAUGCAUGCAGUCUGACUGUGACAAUGUGUGAAAUCGAUAUCUGUGUGACAAUGUGUAAUCAGUCCUAUUUCUUCCUCUUUCAGCUGUUCUUCAUUAGGAUCUUCAGGUUAAAGCCUUACAUUAGUUUUAGUUCUUCAUUUAUGAUUCUAUUCUUUAUUAGACAUACAAACUUGAAAGCUCAGUUUUACUGGUGUGAUUUGUGGAGAAUGUAACCAAUAUAGUAAGCACUUUUCCUCUUGUUUUAUUUUUUUUAUUAAUAUUUCCAUCAGUGUUUAUUUUUCAGUACAUUAGAUCCAUGCAAAGUUCUACAGCCAUUGUGCCAUUAGCAAGUUGAUGAGGUUGUUUUUGUUUUGUUUUUGUACAAAAAAAGAUGUCUGCAAUAUUUGAAGAUAACAUAUGACAAAUGCUUUUUAAUAAAUUCUUUAACUAAAUAUGUCUUUA